GUAGUCCUCACGGUCGGGCUGGCACUGUGCAGGUCGCCGGCGAGCCGCGUCCGGAGCCCGGCGCCGAGCAGGCCUGGGGAGGCGGAGGCCACACCCCGCGCACGGCCCAGGCGCUUCCCGCCGGUGAAUCAUCCCCGCAGCAGCGGCUCCCGCAGUCCGCUGCAGCGCCCCGGGCCCGGCCGCGCCCCAGCCGAGUGCCGUGCCCCGCCUCUCCGCGACCCCUUUCUCCGUGCAGUGCGCCAACCGGAUCGCUACCAUGGCGGGCAUCGCGAUAAAGCUGGCCAAGGACCGCGAAGCGGCCGAGGGGCUGGGGUCGCAUGAGAGAGCCAUCAAGUACCUCAACCAGGACUACGAGACGCUGCGGAACGAGUGCCUGGAGGCCGGGGCGCUCUUCCAGGAUCCUUCCUUCCCCGCCCUGCCGUCAUCCUUGGGCUAUAAGGAGUUGGGGCCCUACUCCAGCAAAACUCGGGGCAUCGAAUGGAAGCGGCCCACGGAGAUCUGCGCUGACCCCCAGUUCAUUAUUGGAGGAGCCACCCGCACAGACAUCUGCCAAGGAGCCCUGGGGGACUGCUGGCUGCUGGCUGCCAUCGCCUCCCUCACCUUGAAUGAGGAAAUCCUGGCUCGGGUUGUGCCUCCAGAUCAGAGCUUCCAGGAAAACUAUGCAGGCAUCUUCCACUUCCAGUUCUGGCAAUAUGGCGAGUGGGUGGAGGUGGUGGUGGACGACAGGCUGCCCACUAAGGACGGGGAGCUGCUCUUUGUGCAUUCAGCUGAAGGGAGUGAGUUCUGGAGUGCCCUUCUGGAGAAAGCCUAUGCCAAGAUCAAUGGGUGCUAUGAAGCACUCUCAGGGGGUGCCACCACGGAAGGCUUUGAAGACUUCACAGGAGGCAUUGCUGAGUGGUAUGAGCUGAGGAAGCCUCCUCCCAACUUGUUCAAGAUCAUCCAGAAGGCUUUGGAGAAAGGUUCUCUGCUUGGCUGCUCUAUCGAUAUCACCAGCGCUGCAGAUUCUGAGGCCGUUACGUACCAGAAGUUGGUGAAAGGACAUGCGUACUCUGUCACCGGAGCCGAGGAGGUUGAAAGUUCAGGAAGCCUGCAGAAAUUGAUCCGCAUCAGGAAUCCCUGGGGACAAGUAGAGUGGACCGGGAAGUGGAAUGACAAUUGCCCCAGCUGGAACACGGUUGACCCAGAAGUAAGGGCAAAUCUAACCGAACGGCAGGAGGACGGAGAAUUCUGGAUGUCCUUCAGUGACUUCCUGAGACACUACUCUCGCCUGGAGAUCUGCAACCUGACCCCGGACACCCUCACCUGUGACUCCUAUAAGAAGUGGAAACUCACCAAGAUGGAUGGGAACUGGAGGCGAGGCUCCACCGCAGGGGGCUGCAGGAAUUACCCAAAUACCUUCUGGAUGAACCCUCAGUACCUAAUUAAGCUGGAGGAAGAAGACGAAGAUGAGGAGGAUGGGGAGAGAGGCUGUACCUUCCUGGUGGGUCUCAUCCAGAAGCACCGGCGACGGCAGAGGAAGAUGGGCGAGGACAUGCACACCAUUGGCUUCGGCAUCUAUGAGGUUCCAGAGGAGCUAACAGGGCAGACCAACAUCCACCUCGGCAAAAACUUUUUCCUCACAACCCGAGCCAGGGAGCGGUCAGAUACCUUCAUUAACCUCCGCGAGGUCCUCAACCGCUUCAAGCUGCCCCCGGGAGAGUAUGUCCUCGUUCCCUCCACCUUCGAACCCCACAAGGAUGGCGAUUUCUGCAUCCGAGUCUUCUCGGAGAAGAAGGCUGACUACCAAGCUGUUGAUGACGAGAUCGAGGCCAACAUUGAAGAGAUUGACGCCAAUGAGGAGGACAUUGACGAUGGAUUCCGAAGGCUCUUUGUUCAGCUGGCUGGAGAGGAUGCAGAGAUCUCUGCCUUUGAGCUGCAGACCAUCUUAAGAAGAGUUCUAGCCAAACGCCAAGACAUCAAGUCAGACGGCUUCAGCAUCGAGACCUGUAAGAUCAUGGUGGACAUGCUGGAUGAAGAUGGGAGUGGCAAGCUUGGCCUGAAGGAGUUCUACAUCCUCUGGACGAAGAUUCAGAAAUACCAAAAAAUCUACCGGGAAAUCGAUGUGGACAGGUCUGGAACCAUGAAUUCCUACGAGAUGCGGAAAGCACUGGAAGAAGCAGGUUUCAAGCUGCCCUGUCAACUUCAUCAAGUCAUCGUUGCCCGGUUUGCAGACGACGAGCUAAUCAUCGACUUUGACAAUUUUGUGCGGUGUUUGGUCCGUCUGGAAACGCUAUUCAAGAUAUUCAAGCAGCUAGACCCUGAGAACACUGGAACGAUACAGCUCAACCUUGCUUCGUGGCUGAGUUUUUCAGUACUCUGAAGUUACAUGCCUGGAGAGGUCUAGUGGAAGAAAACAGCCAAUGACUACACUUAGACACUUUGUAUCUGGACCUUGAACUUACGGGAACAUUGACUUCAUCGGAUGAUUAUAACUGAAGAAUAUAACCGUCUGGGAUAGAUGAACUUUUCACAUAUCAGAGUAACAUAUUUGCAUAUUAUUAAACCAAAUGCAAAUGAAUUGCAUAACCCUUGGUAAGGUCAGAGGAAGCGUUACACCUGUAAAUAGUAUAUCCUUUUUACUUCUACACAUUGUCCUGGCCAUAGCAAUAUUAAAUCAGGAAGGAAUGCAGAGAGCUUUAAAUAACUGGGCAAAUAGUAAACCAAUCUCAGAGGCUACAAGGCCUUGAUGGGAAUAUUUGAAGAAAUUUUAACUUUUAAAUGCAGUGGUGGCACCUGCCACAGCAGCCCAGAGACUGCCGCUUGCCCUGAGCGAACUGAGAAAUACAAUGACGAAGUAGUCUGAUGGAGGCAUCUAAAGAACCCAGUCUGAUGGAGGCAUCUAAAGAAUCCAGGAGCCAGGAGUGUCUGACACAAGGCCAACCUGGGCUGCCUAGCAAGACCCGAUCUCAGAAAAUAAAUGCCAAUUUAAAAAAAGGGCAUGCUUGCUUCCAUCAUUUGGUUCUAACAGAAGAUGGUUUUUAUAUACCUUUAGCAUUCUUAAACUCAAGUCCUUGACCAUAUUUGGCCUUAGACACUUAGGUCUGACAAGUAGUAAGUAAUGAGAUCACUCUGACCAACUGAGCCAGGUGUGCCGUCUGCAAGAAGAUCGUGAUAAACCCCAGGGACUGUGCCUACAGCUGGGGAGGACAGGGCUCAGAAGAUCUUCUUAAAACAACCAAGCUGGCUUCUUCAUCCUGGGAAAAUGCUAGCAACCAUACAGACAUAUUGCCUUAUCUACUUCCAAACGUACUGUUAAUAAAGAGUUACAACACAGUCGCA
Molecule: messenger RNA, 3318 nt
Organism: Mus musculus (house mouse)
Lineage: Eukaryota; Metazoa; Chordata; Mammalia; Rodentia; Muridae
Gene: Capn2
Product: calpain 2
Exons: 21
Coding region: 257-2359 (700 amino acids)
Biological process (GO): regulation of interleukin-6 production; proteolysis; response to mechanical stimulus
Cellular component (GO): perinuclear endoplasmic reticulum; neuronal cell body; plasma membrane
Molecular function (GO): calcium-dependent cysteine-type endopeptidase inhibitor activity; calcium ion binding; calcium-dependent cysteine-type endopeptidase activity
Source: RefSeq, marked validated